AUGUCCGCAUCACCCACAGUCACCUCCAAAGUUGUCGAGGUCAACGGCGUCUCACUGUCCUACCGGGAGAGCGGGAAAGGCGAACCUCUGGUCUUGGUCCACGGCCACAUCUCCGAUCAACGCACCUGGUUCGAUCUCGAACACAGACUCGCGACCCGGUUCCGCGUCUUCAAUUACAGUCGACGCUACGCUUGGCCUAAUGAACCCGUCAAGGACGAUCAGCCCACGCCCUGGGAGCAAGACGCCGAUGACCUCGCGGCUUUCAUCGAGACCUUGGACAUCGGGCCCGUCCAUGUCCUGGCCAACUCGUCGGGCGCCGUCAUCAGUCUGUACCUGGCACGGAGGAAACCUCGGCUGUUUCGGAAUUUGAUGGUCGAGGAGCCGCCCGCCAUUGGGCUGUUUAUCCAGACCUUCCCCCCUCCUUUGACGUCGGUGCUCUCCUUCCUGCUGCACCACCCGAUAACGUUCUGGCCGGUGAUGAAGUUCGGCGCCAGCACCACCGGGCCGACGAUCGUGCACUGCAAAAAGGGAGAAUACGACCAGGCCCUGUCCGUCUUCUGCAGCGGCGUCAUGGGCCCAAAGUACUGGCCGCGCAUCCAGGCGAACCCGGAGCGUCUGCGCCAGGUCGAGGACAACGCCAAAUGGCUGUGCCACUUCUUCCGCUACGCCUCCAUGCCAAAGUACUGGGUAGAGGACGCGCAGAACACCAAAGUGCCGCUCCUGGCCAUGGCCGGACAGGAAAGCGCGGCUCAUCAGUGGUGGACUGUCCACGAAUUGCACAGGGUCAGCGGCGCGCCCAAGAAGAAACUAGUCUACAUUGACGCUGCAGGGCACCUGAUGCACGAGGACAACCCGGAAGCUGUCUUUGAGGAAGUCGUAAAGUUUGUCUCUCAAUGA
Messenger RNA from Fonsecaea nubica, 897 nucleotides. RefSeq lists its product as hypothetical. NCBI's taxonomy places the organism in Eukaryota, Fungi, Ascomycota, Eurotiomycetes, Chaetothyriales, Herpotrichiellaceae. The record is from RefSeq and is a predicted model, not a curated record. The transcript has a single exon. The coding region runs from base 1 to 897 and encodes 298 amino acids.